AUGGCAGAUCCUGAAUCUGACAAAUGGGUUGAAGCCAUGAACGGAGAGAUGCAAUCCAUGAGAAAAAACCAAGUAUGGGGUUUGGUUGAACUUCCUCCCCAAUUUGGAUCUAUCAUGUACGCCAUAUAUUAUACUAAACUUGAUCUUGCUUAUGCCAUGAGUAUGAUAAGCAAGUUCCAACAAAAUCCCGGGGAGAGUCAUUGGAUGGUUGUGAAGAAGAUCCUUAAGUACUUUCAUAGAACUAAAGAUAUAUUCCUCGUGUAUGGAGGCGUUGAUGAAAGCUUAAGUGUAAAGUUUUACAUUGAUGCUUCAUUAACAACAGAUCAAGAUGAUUGUAAGUCAGAAUCAGGAUAUGUGUUGAUUGUCAAUGGGGGUGCAGUGUCUUGGAAGAGCUCGAAGAAAAGUGUUGUAGCACAGUUCACUACAGAGUCAAAAUACAUCGCUUCUUUAGAAGUUGCACAAGAGGUUGCUUGGAUGAAGAAAUUCAUUAGAGAUCUAGGCGUGGUUCCUUCCAUUCAGGACCCCCUAGAAGUCUUCUAUGAAAAUGAGGUAGCAAUUGCUUUGGCAAUAUAUCGUAAAUCACAUAAGAAGAUCAGGCAUAUCAGUUGUAGAUUCCACUUCAUUCGGUAUAAAGUUGAAGAUGGUGAAAUCGGUAUUCGUAAUGUUCACACUGAUGAUAAUUUGGUUGAUCCUUUCAUGAAGGCCCUUCCUCAAUAA
Messenger RNA from Lactuca sativa (garden lettuce), 717 nucleotides. RefSeq names its product secreted RxLR effector protein 161-like. The record is from RefSeq and is a predicted model, not a curated record. NCBI's taxonomy places the organism in Eukaryota, Viridiplantae, Streptophyta, Magnoliopsida, Asterales, Asteraceae.